This is a messenger RNA of Rhagoletis zephyria (snowberry fruit fly), 811 nucleotides long. RefSeq lists its product as uncharacterized. The record is from RefSeq and is a predicted model, not a curated record. NCBI's taxonomy places the organism in Eukaryota, Metazoa, Arthropoda, Insecta, Diptera, Tephritidae.
UAUCAGUUGCGUUGAGUUGCCGUUAGUCGCAGGCUCUAUGGAAAUCUGAGAAAAUGGCAGCAGAAAUAGAACUGAGAAAGAGCAUCACUCAAUUCCGCUACAGCAACUAUGGCGGUGACGAAAUCGACUUUAUUGACGCAUUCUGUUUCGAUAUGGACGAAGACGAUCACAGAGAAAUAAUGUCGGUGAUGGGCGGAUCUCUUUCACGCCUUCCGGGUAGCUUAAAGGAUGACGUAUUGAGCACAUUUUUAAUUAAACAUCCAGAACUAAAAGAACAUAUCGAAGCAGAGAAGGAGAAAACGAAAAGAGAAAGUUUUGAGUUCGAUGUACUAAAGACUACCCGCUGGACCGAGUUUCAUCAGGAAUUCGUGAGAGAAUUGCAAUCGCUUGUCAGCAUUCCCUCAAUCUGUGAACCUGAUAAGCUCUGGGAGCUGGUGCGUCAUAAGCAGCAGCGACCAACCUACGAGCUAGUACGCGCGCUGGCGAUACAGAAAUUAGGCAACGAUAUAAACAAUUGCCUGUACGUGCGCUAUGAGUUGACCAAGAGCCGCAUGAACGAUCAAAGUAUCAAAACAACAAACUUGGAGCAUUUUCACCUAUUCAGUUGGACGGAGGAUCGAUUCUUGGCCAGGCGGCAAUUGAAGGGAAUCGCUUGGCUGGAUAUAUUUGAAGCAUCUCUAAGCGAAAAAUACUUGGAAGCCUUCAAGUUGCAGGUCGAUAUUUUAGAGCUGGCGCGACUAAUAAAGCCGCUUUUGUUGAGUUUUUACUCGGAAAAUAAGGAAUACGUAGCGAAUGCGGUGCGGAUAAUAGA